AAUGUAUUAUCCUUAGCACUUCUAUCCCCAAGCAUAUCCAUAAUACAGAUACCCUCCCUAUGGUGUACUUCCAUAAGUACCAUAGCAAUGGAGACCACCUGUGUAUAAUGCUCCACAAUACGGUUAUCCUGGUCUUAGAUUUGCUCAGCCUUAUCCUUAUAAUCCAUAUACUUAGCCUAUCAUACCUCAAGCACAUCAACCUUAACCAAUGUUGAGUCAAAUUAUGGCUUCACCCCAAAGAACAUUCCAAUCUCCAGAUAGAUUGAAAGCAGCAUAAUCGCCAUCAAGAAAUGGACUCAUGCAAUCUCAAUAGGUACCAAGAUCCCCAGCUCCUUAAUAUUAAUCACCUUAGAGAUAAUAUCUUACUCUAGAAUAAGUUUAAGAGAGAAUAAGGAAUGCUUAGCAACCUUAAGUUUAAAAACCAUAACAGCCAAAUAAGAGUAUGUUUAAUAUUUCAUUGUUGUAGCUGUCAAUCAUCCAUAGCCUAACUAACAAAAGCAAUAGCCACCUCCUCCAUAGAAAAAGCAACCAAUCCCAUAAUCUCAACCAGAUGAGGAUUUGGACAAGAGAUAUUAGAAUGCUCUUAAAAGUACAGAAGAAAUCAUCAAAAAAUAUCAAAUGGAGGAUUCUGGAAAUAAAGGUCACUAAUCCAAUAAAUCUAAUGAACCUUAAGAUGAAGCAGAAGAUGAAAAUAUUCAAGGUAUUUAAAUUCAAAUUAUUUUAGAAUUGGCAUUACAAUAUGAAGAUGGAUAUAUUUAUAGAGGAUAAGGAUAUCCCCCUUAAACCAGAAAUGGAUUUGGUAUUUUAACAGAUGCUGAUGGAUAAUAAGUCUAUGCUGGCUAUUGGAAAGAUAACCUUUAUGAGGGACAAGGAAGAUUGACAAAUCUUCAAACUGAAGAAUUGAAUGAGCCACUUGAUUGGAAUAAUAUGACAUCUAUUGGCAAUGGAUGGGCUUCAUAUGAAGGUAGAUUAAUAUUAUUAACUUAUUCUAGGUAACUUUUUAUAAGGAAAAAUGCAUGGACAAGGAACACUUAUUCUUACAAAUCAAGAACAAUAUUUUGGAGAGUUUGAAGAUGGAAUAGUGCAUGGAGAAGGUGAAUUUACAACUGUUGAUGGAUAAGUUAUUAAGGGUAAAUGGGAUCAAGGAUACUUAACAUAAUUAUAAGAAUAAGAUUGA
Paramecium octaurelia is the source of this 1177-nucleotide messenger RNA. The record is from the annotation of a GenBank genome assembly. Lineage: Eukaryota; Ciliophora; Oligohymenophorea; Peniculida; Parameciidae.